Mauremys reevesii (Reeves's turtle) is the source of this 5042-nucleotide messenger RNA. It is a transcript of the gene IQUB, whose product is annotated as IQ motif and ubiquitin domain containing. The transcript is spliced from 23 exons. Gene Ontology annotation, cellular component: acrosomal vesicle; motile cilium. Gene Ontology annotation, molecular function: protein binding. Lineage: Eukaryota; Metazoa; Chordata; Testudines; Geoemydidae. The coding region runs from base 371 to 4468 and encodes 1365 amino acids. The record is from RefSeq and is a predicted model, not a curated record. Gene Ontology annotation, biological process: cilium assembly.
UGCCGCGCGCCGCUCCCGCGGUAGGGGCUAAGGCGGCGGAGCGGCGCAGUGCAUGCAGGGAGUUAGAGUCUAGCGGCUGUACCUGUAUUUGUAGAAUGGGCUCUGUGGGCUUCGGGGGCUGCGGUGCAUUCUGGGAGCUAUAGGCCCUAUGGUGCAUUUUGGGGGCUGUACUUCAUCAGCUGCUGACCCAGGACAGUGUAAUAGGGUCACAACCCGCAGUCCCAAUGCCCGAAUAAAACCAUGGCCGGGGCUUGGUGGGGAAAUCUCAACUGCAUGAUGGCAAGGGAGCGGUGCAGAGGCAACACGAGGGUGCAUUGGCAUCCUGUGUCAUGAGCUUGGUACAGUGACUGCCCAUCGAGCAUCAAGGAAAAUGGCUGAUCCAAAGAAGGUGGUGGAUAGCAACAGUGAAGUAGAUAAAACUGAAGCAUCAGACACUGAAAAGCCAAUGAUAGAACACACACACAUAAAGCCACAAGCAGAAGACAAUACAGAGACUGAUCACAUUAGCACUGCAGAGGCAUCGGUUCUUCUGAAAACAAGGACAGAUGCAUCACAAUCAAAUGAGGAUGGACUACAGAAGGAGCAGGAACCAGCUCCAGAGGCUCGCGGGCAGGAACCGGAGCAGGAACCAGCUCCAGAGUCUCGCGGGCAGGAACCGGAGCAGGAACCAGCUCCCAAGGCUCACGGGCAGGAACCGGAGCAGGAACCAGCUCCCGAGGCUCGCGGGCAGGAACUGGAGCAGGAACCAGCUCCAGAGACUCGCGGGCAGGAACCGGAGCAGGAACCUGCUCCAGAACCUCACGGGCAGGAACCCGCUCCAGAGCCUCAAGGGCAGGAACCAGCUCUUGAAGAACAAGAGCAGACAAGCAUAGAAGGGCAGGAACCAGCUCUUGAGGAGCAAGAGCAGACAAGUGUAGAAGGGCAGGAACCAGCUCUUGAACAGGAAAAUGAUCUUGCUGUGGGUAAUCAAGAAGAAUUGCUUGAAAAAGGUGAACAAGGUGUAUCUGAGCCAACUGCUCCAUUAACUGAAAUAACUGAAGAAAUUUCUCAAAUUACUACAGAAACAUUUACUAAGUUGUUAGCAGCUGAAAUAUACAACUUAGAUAGGGUGCAACUGGAGGCUUUGGAAUCUGAGAGGUCAGUGCCAGAAGUGAUGACAAAUGCUACAGCAACAGUUAAAAUCAUGUUGGUUCCUGAUAUCCAGAGGAUCACAAUGGCUUUUAACAUUGACCAAACUGUAGGGAAGCUCAAGCAAUGCUUUGCAUCCCAGCUAAAAGUACCACAGGAUGUCUUACAGGUCAUGUUUCAAGGGAGGCUAAUUGAGGAUAGUGAGACUCUAAUGGAUAUUGGAGUUAGGCCUCAGGGCACUAUCCAGAUUGAGAUGUUCUCUCUUGAUUCAGAACAGUACCCAAUCAAAGCAAUUAAAUUGCAGCAGGACUACAACAUGCCUGAUGUCAUAACUGUGAGAGUGCAAACAGAUUCUGACACAUUCCAAGAUGUAGCAGUAGAGAUUGAAAGGCCUACCUAUCGUAAACCAUUUCUGGGAGGAUUUAAGCAUAGGGUAACAGGUGUGGAAUUUCAUAAUGCAGGAUCACAAACAGUACCCAAAAAACGAUGUGACAAAGGAAUUAAAGUAUUUUGCAGGGAGACACAGACCAUUGUGGAGAAAAAUAAGCGCCAACAGACUAGAAAUACAACCUCCACACAGAUGACUAAAAUUGGCCUGUAUGUGUCAAACAUGACUGACAAGCUAAUAGAACCAAGAACAUAUCUUACAGCAGAAGAAUAUCAUAAACAAAGACUUGAUGCAGUAAUAGUAUUACAGACUUAUUUCCGACGAUGGCAUGCCAUAAAUGUUGUACAGAAAUUAAGAGAAGAAAAAAGGUUGCGGUUAGAAUGGGAGGCACAAGAAGAGUUAAGGAAAAAAAGAGAGAAGGAAGAAAGAUUGAGAAGGGAGCGUGAGCGAAGAUUGAAUCCUAAAACAAAGGAAGACUUUGAACUACUUUACCAUGCUUUAGAAUUAUGGAGGCAGGAGGAGAUUGAGCGCAUUAACAGCACUCUUGCUGGAGCAGAAAGAAAGGCAGCCCUCUGUGCACUUCUAGAACAAGAGACACAGCUGAUUGCUUCCAUUGGGAGACACAAACUAAAUGCAGAUGAAGAGAACCAGCAAAAAACAAUACUGUUCUUUUUGGAUAAGUGUGCAGAGCCAAAAAGAUGGAAAGCAUAUGAUGGUAAAAUAACUGAAAUGGAUACACAGUUUACACUACGUUCCAGAGAACUGCUUGAGAUUUACCGCAGCAUUAGUAUGAAAGACCUCCCAAAAGAUGAGAGGCUGGAUGUGCUGUUAACACUCAAACAUACAGUGAAGGAACACGAGUGUAAACUCACCCAUGAAAUAGUGGAAUUAAUUGACAGAGAGGCUGAUCUUAUGAUGCGAGGCGUGAAAGAAUGCAAUCUAGAAGGACUCAGAAAAAGAAUAUGCACAUUAUUUCUUCAGUAUAUUAAAACUCCAAUCUUUAACCCUGAGGUUGCUAGAGUACUUAAGGUUCCACCAGAUCCACUAAAGCUUUAUAAAAACAUUUACUUCUGUCGUGGUUGCAAAAGUUACUUGCCCUCUACUGAAUUCUCUGUGCCUGCUAAUUCACGCACUGUCGGCAGGUGCCGCCGUUGUUGCAAGCUCGAUAAUGAGGCCCGGCGUCGAGAAGCCUUUUUGAAAUACAAGCUUAUGCUAAAAAAUCUCAGAAAAUCUGAAGCUGAUUACCAGGAUGAUGCUAAAAUUGCUUAUGUAGUUCAGCAAAAAGAUCUACAGUACAUGGUGGAGAACAUUUGGGGUUGUCAGUCAGCUCUUAGUGCCUGGGAUGAUCUCCAUGAUUUGGUUAUGGUCAGAUGGGAUAAGCACUGUGAAUGGUCUCCAUGGAACACAGUCCUCCUCAGUAAAGAUGAGGCAAAAGCACAUCUCAAGCUGCAUAACCUUCAAGAGGCAUAUGAAAUGGUAUUUAUUCACAGGAUAAAACACAAACAUAUCCUGGCAAAGAACUAUUUCUCUCAGAUUCCAGAGAUGGCAUCAUUUUUGCAUAAAGCUAGUCAGUCAUAUACUAACCUGAGUGCGAUCAUGGCCCUAGUCCGGCUGUUCUACUCCCUCGCUGUGCUGCUCAAAUUGGCUCUGUCUGUGGACCAUGUACCUAUGCUGCUCUGGUCAACUCACAGCUCACUGUGGAACUCUGAAGCUACUUUACAUGAGGGACACAUUAUCUCAAAGCAGGAGCUGCAUAUGCUACUGCAACCUGUGUUUACCCAGGAUUCCAAGAACCUUGUCUUGUUCCUUCAAGAUACGCUUAGCAUCGAUGACUUCACGCAUUACAGUGAAUCUUAUGAAAAUGAGAAGCCAUUUCACAAUGUCCAGGAACUCCUUGAGUCUUCAUCAUCCUCUUUAGUUUUAUCGGCUGUUGACUGUCAGGCUACCAGUUACCUUUUGGAUUAUCUUCAAGAAUCAAUGGAUUGGAAGCUAACAGACGUAGAUGAGUUUGAGGUAUCUAAGCUGGAAGUAGACACAUCCAAGCCCAACAUAUUUGUGAUAAGGCUACAGCCAAUCAGCAGAUUAAAUGAUAUUUCUACUGCAAAGGCUUUCGCUGCAAAUGACAAAAUAAUUGGAAGACUGACUAUGAGUCUACAAGAACAAGGAAUUCAGUUUUCAGUAAUUUAUACUGCAAUGAGACCUUCAAGGAUUCCCAGAAGACCCAAUGUAGUGUUGGAAUCAAGACGGCGACUCAUGGCCACUGAAGCGCAAGUGACAGAUGCAUACUAUCCACUGAAUGUGACCAAUGGAACCAGCACAUGCAUCCUUUUUUAUGCCAGUAAUUUCAGCCUCACAGCCAACAAAUCAGUUCAUGCAGAUUUGACAAAUUUAACAUUUGUGUCCCGUAAGGUGGACUUCAGUUCAUCUCUUUGUUCAGACGCCAAUGCAACGUUGUCAUUGAACUAUACUGGGUUAGUGGAUGGAAUCAACAACCUAAAAAUAAGAUUUCUAAUGACCCAGAAGUUCUAUACAGGCUCUGCUCGAAAAUGGUUUACUUUAGAUUCUGUCGAGAUUGCACAUGACAACCAAAUGGUCGCUAGAUUUAAUGUCUCUAUCAUCUCUGCUCCUGCGGAGUAUUCAUUUCAUUGUCAGCUGGUGGGAACCAGCAGUCUCUAUGGUGCAAAGCUGAUUCCAGCCAACACUGAAGCAAAGAACUGGGAUGUUUACCUUUCUGAGUUCCAAAUUCAAGGCUUCAAUAUUCAUAAUAACUUGUUUUCCUAUGCAAGCGACUGUACAUCUUUCUUCUCUCCUGGAAUCUGGAUGGGCUUGGUAACGUCAAUAGUUUUAUUAUGGAUCCUGACCUAUGGAAUCCACAUGAUCAUGCAGCUCACAACAAACAGUAGAUUUGACGAUCCCAAAGGCCAAGCUCUGUCAAUUCCUCAAACAGAGUAGCAAUGGAUUGUUUUGAUAUUGCUUAAAUGUUUCUUAUUAGUAAGAUUAAGUUUUUGUCACGGUUAUUUUUAGUAAAAGUCAGGGACAGGUCACAGGCAAUAAAUAAACAUUCACAGAAGCACACAAUCUGUCUGUGACUUUUACCAAAAAUAAGGGGCGGGGACUGACUGCCGGGGGGAUGGACAGCCUGAGCCCACCAUCAGAGGAGGAGGGGGGCUGAAGCUGAAGAAGUCACAGAGGUUUGUUAAAAUCAUGGAAUCCGUGACCUCCAUGACUAAAUUAUAUCCUUACUUAUUAGUGAUGUGUGAUUUUUAUGUUCUUUACGCUUUAUAGUGAACGUACUCUAAGCAGUUAGUGUAAUAGAAAGGUUUAGUAAAACUCCACAAAUCUGGAGAAUUAAAUCCUUCCUGAAAAAGGGAACCUUACUCUUGGCAACACUGAUGAUUCUGCCAGCUGUUACCCAUUUGUUCAUAGUUGUCUGAGUUAGUCUACAUUGCCAUUAAAAAGCCACUGGCAUCGAGUCUCAGAGCCCAGGUCAGCUGACUCAGGCUUGUGGGGCUCAGGCUGAGGGGCU